Molecule: messenger RNA, 495 nt
Organism: Trypanosoma brucei brucei TREU927
Lineage: Eukaryota; Euglenozoa; Kinetoplastea; Trypanosomatida; Trypanosomatidae
Product: 60S ribosomal protein L12, putative
Exons: 1
Coding region: 1-495 (164 amino acids)
Biological process (GO): translation
Cellular component (GO): cytosolic large ribosomal subunit; ribosome
Molecular function (GO): large ribosomal subunit rRNA binding; structural constituent of ribosome
Source: RefSeq, a predicted model, not a curated record
AUGCCUCCAAAGUUUGACCCCAAUCAGGAGAUCACAGUCGUCGUCCGUGCUGUGGGUGGUGAGGUGCCUGCAACGGCGUCACUCGCCCCCAAGGUUGGUCCACUCGGUUUGAAUGCGAAAAAGAUCGGUGAGGACAUCGCCAAAUCCACGAAGGACUGGAAGGGUCUCAAGGUUACGUGUCAGCUGCGCGUAAAGAACCGUGUGGCUACCGUCGUCGUCACGCCAUCUGUCGCCUCAAGGCUGAUCCGUGCGCUGAAGGAGCCACCGCGCGAUCGCAAGAAGGUGAAGAACAUUAAGCAUGACGGUAACAUCGCCUUCUCUGAGAUUCUGAAGAUUGCGAAGGAGUCCGCGCCGAACUCUAUGGGCGCCAGCAUGAAAUCUGUGGUGAUGGAGGUACUUGGCACUGCCGUUUCCAUCGGAUGUACCAUCGACGGUGAGCACCCGCGCGCGAUUCAGGAGAAGGUUCAGGAAGGUAAGCUGAAGGUCCCCAACUAA